AUGGAGGUUGAUGAACGUCCUACUGAGAGAUACAGUGAUAUCGGUGGUUUAGAUAAGCAGAUACAGGAACUAAUCGAAGCUGUAGUCCUUCCUAUGACGCAUCGUGACCGGUUUGAAGCCAUUGGUAUACAACCCCCAAAGGGUGUGUUGUUGUAUGGUCCACCAGGAACAGGAAAAACGUUGCUGGCGCGUGCCUGCGCAGCACAAACUAAGUCAACUUUUUUGAAACUUGCUGGUCCUCAGCUAGUCCAAAUGUUUAUCGGAGAUGGGGCAAAGCUAGUCAGAGAUGCAUUUCAAUUGGCGAAGGAGAAGGCCCCAGCAAUCAUCUUUAUUGAUGAACUGGAUGCUAUCGGAACAAAGCGCUUCAAUAGUGAAAAGGCAGGGGAUCGUGAAGUACAAAGAACGAUGUUAGAACUUUUAAAUCAGCUUGAUGGUUUUCAACCGAACCAUGAUAUCAAAGUGAUUGCAGCAACAAAUCGAGUAGAUAUUCUGGACCCAGCAUUAUUGAGAAGUGGUCGUGUUGAUCGGAAAAUCGAAUUUCCUGCACCAAACGAAGAGGCGCGCGCCCGAAUAAUGCAAAUUCAUUCGCGUAAAAUGAAUGUAGACAAAGAUGUUAACUUUGAGGAAUUGGCUCGGUGUACAGAUGAUUUUAACGGCGCUCAGUGUAAGGCCGUGUGUGUGGAAGCAGGUAUGAUUGCACUGCGUCGUGGAGCUCCAAAAGUAACACAUGAAGAUUACAUGGACGCCAUAUUGGAAGUUCAAGCAAAGAAACGCACUAAUCUAAAUUACUAUGCUUGA
Heterobilharzia americana is the source of this 798-nucleotide messenger RNA. The record is from the annotation of a GenBank genome assembly. Lineage: Eukaryota; Metazoa; Platyhelminthes; Trematoda; Strigeidida; Schistosomatidae.